GCAGAGAUAAUCAUCACCAUCAUUACCAACAAGAAGCCAAGAGAAAGCACUACUCUAGCUUCUUGCUUCACGGGCUGCGCCGCUUCUUCUCGUCGCUUGUGCGUUUCCAAUCCCAGAUCUCAAGGCAAACAGCACUCCCUCUAUAAGCCAUUUGGUUUUGGUUUCUGGUUUGAAUUGAUUUUUUUUUUCUUGCUGGUCCUUUGACUUGGUACCUUCCCUUCCAACGCCAGAUUCUCUCUUUAUGUUUACACUUGUCACACUGGGGUUGCUGUAACAUUUGAUACAGAACCCUUGAAGAGUUUUAGGGGUUUGCCAGGUUUAAUAUUAAUGUGCUUUAAGUGUGAGAAUUGACUUCUGAGGUGUUGAGCAACCCAUGAUCACGGGGGGUCGGUGAUAGUUUUUGAAUUCUGUUGUUUGCUUUGCAUGGAAACCAAGGGACAAAUCUUGAAACAAUUCAAGUAUUGGUCUUUGGUUUUAACUAUUUGAUUAUUGCCAGCAUUUCCGGUUCCGGGUUUCGUAUAUAUUUAUUAAAUAUUAGUCUUGUAUUGGGAUCCAUAUAUGUUGAAGCUUUAGAACAUGCUAACAAGGGUUGUUAUUGGUGGUCUGCUGGAUUAGAAGUUGGUUCCUCGUAUUCAUCCAGUGUUUUGGAAUUGUAUAUUCUGUUGAAUUACUUGGUUCUCAAAUCCAAGCCCAUUUUUUAACAUAAUCAAGAGAGCAAAACUCGGUCCUUGAAUUGGGGCUUUGAAGGGUAUUAAAGCGGUUCUAGGAAAGAUCUUGGGUUGCAUAGAGGAAGUAUUACUAGAGUUAAUUUUGAUGUGCAAUACUGGUUUUAAGUACAAGACAUGCUGAGCUCUGAUGAGGGAGAAAAUGAUGUGUUCUAUGACUCGUCGGAUUGCUUGUUGGUUGAAGAGCCAGUUGUAGCAAAAGAAGAAUUGGAGGGUGGGAAAUUAGAGUAUGAAAUUUGGAUCAAUGAGCCACGAAGUGUGAAGGAAAGACGUGAAAAUUUUUUGCAUGGAAUGGAUCUGGUUGAGUUUGCAAAGUCAUCAAGGAUAAAGGAUUUGGAGAGGAUCACAGAGUGCAGUGGUGAUGUCCCAAGUUCUUUAUUUUCAUCUGUUGAAAAUGGCGAAGGAUAUAUGGCUUGUUGCCAUAGGGAAAUGCCUUGUCAACCAAAUUUGUUGGUCAAUGAAUCAGAAUUAGAACAGAACAUAGAUCUUAAGAUUGAGAACAAGAUAUUUUCUCCUACUCAAAAGGAAGCUCAAGCAUACUUGGAUGAAUGCGAAAAUGCUAAAGUUAAUGGGAAGAAAUUCACGAAAUGGUGGAAACAGUUUUUGAGCAUUAGGAAAGGAGGAGAAAGUAGUCGUGAAUCUAUGGUAUCAAAACCAAGUAUCAAAGUACAUAAAACAAACAGAAUGAUGGUUCAGCCCAACAAGAAAGGAUACAUGGAGUUUACAGCACUUUAUAUGGGACAAGAAAUACAGGCUCACAAGGGUUUCAUCUGGACAAUGAAGUUUAGCUCAGAUGGUCAGUAUUUGGCAACUGGUGGUGAAGAUGGGGUAGUACGUAUAUGGCGUGUAACAUCAACAGAUGGCUCUAGUAAGCCUUUCGUGGCUGAGGGCGGUUUGGUUAGAAAGAUGGGUAAAGGAAAGUCAGGUCUUGGCAGAAAAAAGUCGAUCCACUCACCAGUUGUUAUCCCUAAUAAGAUUUUUAAGAUUGAGGAGUCACCUAUUCAAGAGUUUCAUGGCCAUGCCAGUGAUGUUUUAGAUCUUGCAUGGUCCAAUACAAAUUUUCUUGUUUCUUCUUCCAUGGAUAAAACUGUUCGUCUGUGGCAAGUUGGCUGCGAUCAAUGUCUAAACGUUUUUCAUCAUAAUAACUAUGUCACGUGCAUUCAGUUCAAUCCCAUUGAUGACAAUUACUUCAUCAGUGGUUCUAUAGACGGAAAAGUUAGAAUCUGGGGAGUCUCUGAGAAGCGAGUUGUUCAUUGGGCAGAUGUGCGGGACAUUAUAACUGCUAUAUGUUACAGGCCAGAUGCGAAGGAAUUUGUCAUUGGUUCCAUCACAGGCACUUGCCACUUUUAUGAAGCAUCAGGCAGCGAUGUUAAUUUGAAGGCAGAGAUACAUAUCCGUGGCAGAAAGAAAACCUCUGGCAACAAAAUCACAAGUAUUCAGUUCUCCCAGGAUAAACCACCCAAAGUUAUGAUAACUUCUGAAGAUUCCAAACUCCGAAUAUUCGAUGGGGUGGAUAUUGUUCAUAAAUUUAAAGGACUGCCAAAGUCAGGAAGUCAGAUGUCGGCAUCUUUUACUUGGACCAGGAGACAUAUAAUUUCAGUUGGAGAAGACAGUCAUGUUUAUGUCUGGAACUACAAUGACUUGUGCCUCCAAAAAACGAAACAUGCAAAAUCUGUUCGUUCUUGCGAGCACUUCUUCUGCCAAGAUGUGUCUGUUGCAAUACCUUGGUUGGGCCAGGGUGUAGAUCAGAGGCACUCCGAUAUUAAUGAUUGCAGGGCUCAGUCACCAAUAGGGGGUGCUUCCUGGAUCAGAGAUUCAGAGCGAUUCUCUCUUGGUAACUGGUUCUCCAUUGAUGGGUCCUGCAAGGGUUCUGCCACAUGGCCUGAAGAAAAGCUUCCUUUGUGGGAUGCAACAGUUGUGGAAGAUGAAUGUUAUACAUAUGACAAGCAGCAGCUCUGUCACAAUAGUGCCAACUAUCACACGACCCUACCAGAAACAUGGGGGCUCGUGAUUGUUACAGGUGGAUGGAAUGGGACAAUCAGGACAUUCCACAACUAUGGAUUGCCUGUUAGGUUGUAGGAGUUUGCAUAGUCUGUUUGUAC
This is a messenger RNA of Durio zibethinus, 2827 nucleotides long. RefSeq lists its product as uncharacterized. NCBI's taxonomy places the organism in Eukaryota, Viridiplantae, Streptophyta, Magnoliopsida, Malvales, Malvaceae. The record is from RefSeq and is a predicted model, not a curated record. Gene Ontology annotation, molecular function: protein binding.